Xenopus tropicalis (tropical clawed frog) is the source of this 1144-nucleotide messenger RNA. It is a transcript of the gene lhfpl7, whose product is annotated as LHFPL tetraspan subfamily member 7. Gene Ontology annotation, cellular component: membrane. Lineage: Eukaryota; Metazoa; Chordata; Amphibia; Anura; Pipidae. The record is from RefSeq and is marked validated.
GUUGUGUGGCUGGAUAGGGGCGGGGUUAAGGGUUGGAAGCGGCUUUGUUAACAUGGCAACCUGUGGCUGCUGCUGGAAUAGAAAUGUGGCGUGUCUGUAGCGCCACCCCUUGGUCACUCAACUUGGACGCAGAACAAAUGAAGUUAGUUGUACGACAUCUGCUGAUAAUCCGAGUCCCACCGCUUUAGCAGAGAUAACAUUCAAGUAGUGUGAGCGUGUAUCUUCUCCUUCAUGAUGGUGUCGUGUAUGGGGUCUCUCUGGGUCAUCCUGUCACUCAUUUUGACCCUCAUUUCAGGAUUCAGUUUAAUGUCUUCUGCAUGGUACAAGACCGAUACCAUAUCUUUUGGAGUUUUUGUCCAUUGCAUAGGACCAAAAAACAUGCCAUGCAACCAGACCUGCAUUUAUUACAGAACUUUAGAAGAAAUCCCUGAUAUAUUUGGGAAGAUUGCUGCUGUGUUGCUGUUUGGUGGGUGGCUGUUGCUGAGUUUUGGAGCCGUGCUGGUUUUAUCAUGGACAAUCAUACCAGUGGGACUCUGUCAAAGAAGGGUGUGCACCCCUGCCAGAUAUGCCCAAAUCUCUGCAGUUGUAGUUACAGUCCUGGGCCUCUUGGUUUUCCCAUUCAAUCUCCAUUCCGAGUUCGCUAGGCAGAUCUGCGGCUCAUCUUUUAUUUACAAGAGUGGGGAUUGCUGUCUUGGUUGGGGGUAUAUGAUGGCCAUUGUUACUGUCAUGCUCUCCUGCUUCCUUCCCUUCAUUGGACGUUACAACUUGAAUGAAAUCAAAACCAAGAUCCUGUUGUCUAAAAUGUAAUGGUCUGUGCAGGAAAAAAGAAUGGAUAAUACAAUACAAUGGCAACACAAAAAAGGCAGGCCUCUUAGUGGGAGAAUCUUGCCGACAGUGAGAACUAUGGAUGCGGUGUCUCUGAACCAGCUCAUCUGCAGAUGGGUCUGUCCAAAAGUGGUCUGCGGUUUUCAUCUUUGUGUAUUCCAGAGCGCACGGGCCAACUGUUACGAGACCAGCAAAAAUAGUUUAUGCAUGCUAUGCAAAAGGUAUACAAAAUAAAAUGUACAAAAUGUUAAAUUAAUAUUAUUAUUUCACAAAAUUUGCAAGUUCCAGAGGCACAAUAAAACCUUGCACCAAAUAUAAA